Molecule: messenger RNA, 9201 nt
Organism: Danio rerio (zebrafish)
Lineage: Eukaryota; Metazoa; Chordata; Actinopteri; Cypriniformes; Danionidae
Source: RefSeq, a predicted model, not a curated record
AGUUGCCUUAACUUAUUUGGGUUUUAAAGUCCUCAAUUGUUUUUUGAACUUAAAUGGUUUGUUGCAAUCUGUUUCCUCAAAUGGUUUGAGUUAACUUAUUUGGUUUUACAGUGUUGUAAAAACCAUCAGCCCUCUUGUAUUUUUUCCUCCUUUUUCAAAUAUUUCCCAAGUGAUGUUUUACACAGAUAAAUUAAUUUUCAAAGUAUUACCUAUAAUACUUUUCUAUAACAGAAAAUGUAGCUAUAUAACAUACAUUGAACAGAAUUUAUAACAUAUAUAGGUUACUGCACAACAGAAAUUUCUGGGUGAAUUGAAAAACAGAUCUCGUUCUGCAUGCGUCAGCUGCUGUAUUUUCUCCCUCAAUCAGAAGAGGCAUCUUAUCCCGAAAGUGUGCUCUUAUUGGGUAACGCACAACUAGACAGUAACUUCAGUUCAUCAGAGAGGAGUGCAAGCAUCUCUAUCUGCGUACAUAUCCAGUCACUGACGUACUCAAUCCUCAGCAGACCCGCAUCGCAGCGUCAUCACUGAUACCCACCGAGAACUAGAGCAAAACUGAUCCUCUGCGUUUUGCACAUGAACUGACACAGUUUUCCUCAUAUUCUUCUAUUCUGGGUUUAAAUUCAUUUUUUAUUUAUUUAUUUUUUUAGACUGUAAAUGUGAUAUGGGGUGAUGUACGCUCAUGUACUUCAUACUACGCGAUGGUAAAAUGUAACUGUCGUACACGUGCAGAGUUUACAGCUCCAUUCAUUUUGUUGGGAGCGUUUUGUUUUGUUGCGUGUGUAGGUUUGCACUGCUUAUUACACUGUGAAGGAUGAGUGUGAGGAAAAGGCAGUGACCGGAAAGAAUCUUCUAGUGGAAGGCAAACACACACACACACACUCACGCGCGCGCAUAUAUUCUAGAACACUAGAGGCAGUCGUGUUACACAAGACGCAUCCAGACUCCGUAAAUAUAGGCUAGAGCACCGGUUGCGUUACAUAACGAGGAUGCUCCGCAAACUUUUAGUUUUUUUAUAUGCUCGUGGUUAAAUGAUUUGUCUUGAACUGAAUGCGGCAAUAUAACAAGAUCAAGCAAUAAUGUACAGAGCCUUACAGGAAGACUAGGGUCACGCGCAAUGCAUAUGCAUUAAAUGAUGCGUCAGAGAAGAGAUGAUGCUAUUACUGACGUGAUCUGGGUCGAUGUCCUUAUAAUAAAAUGUACAGAAUAAUAGCCUGCCAAUAGUAAUAUGAUAGCGAAAUCGUGGUUUUAGGCUGAAGAAUGAAAUUUGCUAUUUGAGUUUAUGCAUACACAUCCCCAAUACUGUGCUAUAAUGCAUAACCCACAGGACUUAAGCACAUCUAAUAGCGUGUCAAACAUUUAUUGUGCAAAUUAAUAAGCAAAACUAACACUAGACACACUGUAUCGGAUUACAAACGCAUUGCUCCCCAUUUAGUCAGUACUUACUGGUUGAAUUAACCACCCUGUUGUUCACUAAAGAACCAAAGAAUAUCUGGAUAUGCUAUUCAAAGCUAUUUUAUUCCGUGUAUGAGAUGUCGAACGUGCUGUAUAAAUAAGAGAGCCUCUCUGCGACCUGCUCGCUCCGUGCGCAGCAAUCCUCUGACAACUCUCCGACACCUUGGGAUGUUCAAGCGGGGGCGGGGCUGCGAACAGGAGUAGAAGCUGAUUGGUGCGUGGUGAUGCCGUUCAUACUUGGACCAAUGAGCCCAAUGAGCUGUUAAAGGGGGAGGAUUCGCAGGUACGCCUUCCCCCGAAGGUUGCACCGCCUAGUUUCUGUGUGUGUGCGUAUUUUUUUCUUUUUAUUUUUUUUGUAACCAAAGCUGGAUGUGUAGGACGUCACAUGUUGUUUUUCCUCUUCACUCCAGUCACUUAGCGAUAUGUGUUAUUUACUGUUAAACCGCUCUACGCAGCGAACGCGCACUCCGUGCCGGGUACAGAAGAGAAUCUGACAGGAUUAUAACUGACUGACAGCACAAGUUGAGGAGGAAAAGUGAGAGUUUUUCUUCACAGCAUAUGAGAAUGGCGAGUCCGCCGCCGACGGGAGGACAGCUGAUUUCAGAUAUGACCGUGAAGAACAACAACCACGUUAAGAAAUGCGGCUAUCUGAGGAAACAGAAGCACGGACACAAGCGCUUUUUCGUGCUGAGGGAGCCGAGCGAUGGCUCUCGCGCCCGGCUGGAGUAUUACGAGAGCGAGAAGAAAUGGAAAAACAAGUCGGCUGCUAAACGGGUUAUACCUUUGGACUCGUGCCUGAACAUCAACAAGAGAGCCGAUGCCAAACACAAACACCUGAUCGCCCUUUACACGAAGGACGAGUAUUUUGCCGUGGCUACCGAGAACGAGCAGGAGCAAGAGGACUGGUUCACGGUCUUAACGGAUUUAAUGAACGAGGGGAAAGUGAGCGACGGCUCCGCGUCUAAUUCGGCGUCAUCCCUCGUCGGCUUUGAUGAGGCGAACUACGGCGUGAUAACGCCCGUCACCGCUGCUUACAAGGAGGUUUGGCAGGUCAAUUUGAAAUCUAAAGGACUCGGACAGAGCAGGAACUUAACAGGCGUUUACAGGCUGUGUUUAUCCAGCCGGACCAUCAGCUUCGUCAAACUUAACACCGAGAACGCAUCGGUGAUUUUACAGCUGAUGAACAUCCGCAGAUGCGGACACUCGGACAGUUUCUUCUUCAUCGAGGUGGGCCGCUCCGCGUCCAUCGGACCCGGCGAAUUAUGGAUGCAGGCGGACGACUCGGUGGUGGCGCAAAACAUUCACGAGACCAUUCUGGAGGCGAUGAAAGCUAUGAAAGAGAUGUCAGAGUUCCGACCGCGCAGCAAAAGCCAGUCCUCAGGUACGAACCCCAUCUCUGUGCCCACAAGGCGGCACUUUAACAACCUUCCGCCGAGUCAGACCGGGCUGCCGCGCCGCUCGCGCACUGACAGCAUGGCAGCCACGUCUCCCGUGACGAAACUGACGUCCUGCAGGAUCCGCACAGCGAGCGAGGGCGACGGCACUUUAGGCAGCCCCAUCAGCCCAGGCGUGAACAGGACGCAUUUGAGCCGCUCCAACACAGUGACAGCUCGCCCAUGCAGAACAUUUGAGUCUUCAUCCUUGCAGCAUAGCAAAUCCAUGAGCAUGCCCGUGUCUCACUCCCCUCUCUCAGCUGCCAGCCCGGUCAGCCUGUCCUGCAGCAGCAAUAUAGAGGGCGGUCCUCGCCCAUCCAGCUGCACAGCCUCUAUAUCAGGCUCCCCCAGUGAUGCAGGCUUCAUCUCCUGUGAUGAGUGUGGCUCCAGUCCGGGUGAUGUAAGACACCUUUUAGCAGCAAACCGAAGCAACACACCUGAGUCACUUGCUGACACACCCCCCUCACAGGAGGGCAGUGACCUGUACGGAUACAUGAUCAUGGAGAGACCAAGCAGCUUUGGCCAGCGAGGCAUCCGGGCAGCAGGUGAGGAGAUCUUAGGAGACCUGGAGAAAGCCUACAGGAAAAGGACACACUCCCUCACCAUGCCUUACCAGAAGAGGGUGCCAUCACAAGUGUCCUCAGCCUCACUGGAUGAGUACACACUGAUGAGAGCCACGUACACAACUGCAGGCCAUUCGGGGCGCAGCUCUCACACUGCAUCUCCAAAGGUCACAUACCCUGAGGAUUACGGGGACAUUGAAAUUGGAUCAUUACUGAAAAGUUCCAGUGGUAAUAUAGGUGAUGAUGGCUACAUGCCAAUGACACCAGGUGUGGCUCCGCAAGGGGGGAAGGCUGACAACUAUAUGCCAAUGAGCUCAAUGUGCGUUUCAGCUCCAAAGCAGAUAAUCAACCCCAGGACUCACCCCCUGACUAUAGCUAAUGGGUACAGAACUAGCUCUCCCAGCAGCUGUUCUUUGGAGGACAGUGGCUACAUGAGGAUGCUGUGCGGCUCUAAGUUCUCAAUUGACAGCUCAGAUGGGAAAAUGACAAAUGGCGAGUACCUCAACAUGUCUCCUGUAGAUUCAGUCACACCACCAGACUACUACCUGAGCCCUGAGUCUCCCCGUCUCAGACAACUUCACUCAUUUAACUCUUUGCCCCGCUGUCAUAAGCCCCAGCAGAUGCAAAAGGAUGCGGACAAUGAUCAGUAUGUUGUCAUGAACCCUCAGAGUCACAAGAUUAUAGAGGAGUCAGUAAAAACAGCAUCCCCCCCUGCCCCAUCUCCUCUAAGACAAAGCCGCACAGACAACCUCAUUCUCCGGCACAGGAUCAGCCGGCCCACCCGCCUCUCUCUUGACACUCUAAGGACAUUACCCAGUAUGAACGAGCAUCCCAAUCCAUCUGAGCCAAAAAGCCCUGGGGAGUACAUAAACAUAGACUUUGGACAUGUCGCUGAAAGUUGCACCCCGCCUUCUACUGCUUCCUUCGAGAGCCCAGCCUCAUCCCUGGGAUCGUUCGCCGAUCAGAGGACGUCCCCCCUCUCUGAUUACAUGAACCUUAAUGUGAGUUCACAGUCACCCAAAUCUGGAAAUGCCGCCCCAUCUGAUCGCUUGGAGCCCCUUCCAGAAUGCACGUCAUGUCCCACCCACACUGAGGAAGAGGAGGAAGAUGAGAGGUACCAGUGCAAGGCACAGUUGGCACCAGCGGGCCCAGUUGAUAAAGCAAAAGACGAUUACACAGAGAUGACGUUUGGCGUGUCUGCUUCCUCUCCGCCGCCUCAGCCCUCAGAAGGUGGGCAGACCAUCAGCCCAUCCUCCUGCUUGCAGAGGCUGACUGUGGACGAAAAUGCUGGAGCGCCUGCUGUGGAGGCAUUUCUGCUGCAUGCAGCACCUCUGGCCUUGGUGGACCCUGAUCGAGGUGCCAAGGUGAUUCGUGCUGACCCCCAGGGACGCAGGCGGCACAGUUCAGAGACUUUCUCCUCAACCACCACUGUAACACCAGUGUUUCCCUCCUUUGCACAUGACACCAGGCGGCACGGUUCGGCCUCUGUGGAGAACGUGUCUGUUUCGGUGAGAAACGGCGAAGGAUCGGAUGAAGAGUACAACAGUCCCAUGUGCAGGGAGACGUCAGCUGGCUUUCAGAAUGGACUUAACUACAUUGCCUUAAACUUGAUGGAUGGAGGACUUGCCAGCUGUGAUUCCCUUGUCCGGUUCAAAGCUGCUAGCUGCUGUAAAGAGGGCAUCAAUGGAAUACACACUAGUCCGUAUGCCAGCCUUGGGUUCAAGGACACGGCAACAACAGUAAAAGACUAAACAGAGCCAGUCUCUUCAUUGAAGCCUUCUUCUUCUGCAUCUGGACGAGUGGAAGAAAGGAGGCGCUCGUGUGGACAGAUGGUCCAUGCCGUCGAUACUGCUGCUGCUACUACAACUUCAGUCCUCGGCUGAACUUUGACCUCCCGGAAUUCAUUCGCACAGACACUUGACCCGAGGCCUAACGAAGACUCAGACACAGAGGCAGGACUUCCUGUCCAUGUGUUACUCACUACAAUCUCUUCCCUCGACUUUUGUGUUCGUCACAGACCUUUUUCUUUCCACUGGUUUUGUUACGAGGACUUCGAGUGGCCAGUGUCCCCGACCCCCUGAAAAACAACCUGUGAACCAAACAUCUGAUAUGCAUGCACGCACACCUACAGUCGAUUAUUUAUUGGUGGUGAGCGUUCAUGUAUGCGCGGGCGGUUGCAACACUGCACAGAGGUGGCAUUUCAAUUUACGCAACAAUUCGAAUAUCGGAAAAAAAGCAGUCACUUGAAUACCCUACCUCAGAACGAGCCAGGUUAUGACUUACAAAUAUAUAUAUGAAUAUAUAUAUACGGAAAGAGAGAGAAAGAGAGAGAAAUUAAUUUAUUUUUGCAAGUGAAUGUUUUCGUAAAAAAAAUAAAAAUAAAAAAAAUACAAACAAACACCAAUCCAAAGCCUUACUAACUGUACUGUCAAACAGUGUUUUCUGGAGGACCUGCAUACGCUCACAACACAAAGAGUAUCAAAGAGAACUGUUUGCCAUGCUAACUGAAUGUCUAGCACUGCGGCGCUGGAAGCUCUUGCGCUGCGCUCAAAGAUCUAUUAACGUUAUUUUGCAGAUGUUUAAUAUAAUGCUAUUUAAUCUGAGCUGGUACCGGAAACGGAUGGCCGCCCUGUGGCCAUCCCCGCACAUAUGCAAAGCAGGCUUCCAGAGUUAUCAGUUUUGGAAGGAAGCCACACGCGAUUAACACACCAACCGCUAGAUGAAUGAUGUCUGUGCCUCAGGUCAGAGAAGCCAAGCCUAGGCACGCUAGCACACUUUAACUCACUGUCUUUAAACCUUAAAGGGAUGGUUCGCCCAAAAAUGUACACUCACUCACCCUCAAGUGCUUGCAGACCUUUAUGAGUUUCUUUCCUCUGUGUAGCCGCUAGCUAUGUUUCCAUUCAAAAAUGCAAAUUGGACUGAUUUGCAUAGAGUGAUCGGCAUGACCCACGGCGCCUGCCUUGUGUGUAGUCAUGCAUUUAUACUUCUGCACUCUGUUUGUGUUGCUCUGCAAUAACACUUCCAAAAUGCUAUUCAGCAGGUAUUUAUGUUCCUCAGUAGGUAUUUAUGUUUAAUUUGUUGUGUUUUAUUUCUGAAUGCUACCGUAAUCUACAAGUAGCAAAAACUUGCUUAUUUAAAGGUGGGAACUGACGAACGUGCAACAACAUUAAUCAUAAUGUAAAAACAAAACAACAGUUUACAUCUAGAGCUACUUCACAGGACUUGACGCAUGUAAACACUCACUCCAAUGGGUUCACGUUGCUCUCAGCCCCGCCCCCACUUGUCACAGCUACCAAGCUGACCAAUAGCAGAGCUAUGCGUCUUUGUGACAUGUGGUUUCAUUUUUUAAAGAGGUGCGGAUAAAUGUUGGCGUCAGCCAUGGUAAGUGCUAUGCGAACACCGGAGCAUACGCAUACAAGCGCUUGACGCAGAAGUAUUAAUCAGCCUUCUUACGCAAAACUUGAAUAUUGCAUAAAACAAUUUUUGUUUGCACAAAAUUUUCUCAUAAAUUGGAGGCAAAUAUGAAAAAGAAAAAUGGAAUUUGCUGCAGUUCAAAAAGCCAGCAUGGGCCUUCUUACAUAAAAAAUUACUUGCGUAAUGAAGAUUUAACGUAAUGAACGCACAACGACUUUUGGUGGCGUGAGCUCAGCCGCUAAAAACAGUACUAGGGGUAAAAUUACCGAACUACUUUGAUGACAAACUUUGGCCCAGGGAUUUCAGAAUGGCCAAAACAACUUUUCAGAUGCUGCGCAAUUUAACGCUCCGCUGGUUUAUUCGUUAAUUCCAUUGCGGCUCACUUCCAACAUGAAAGCAGAUUGCCAGUUGCAUUGUAUUAUGUACUGUUAACAUGUCGCGUCUUUUCCCUUCGCAAGUUCGUAACUUCCAAUGGAGGUGAGUGUAUAUUCUAGACACACCUAGUUGAAAAUAUCUCAACUUUUCAGAAUGCCGUAAGUGCAUUGUGAGUCAUGUGACAAGAAUUGACGAAUCAGCUUCAUACUUUGUAUGAAAUGUACAAUUUUCGGUAGACUAAUUACUUGAGACCAACACAGAACACCCAAACACUGUUGUGCUUUUUCAGUUUCUUCAUAAAUAAAACUUGUAUCAGAGCUGCAGCAAUGCUUUGUCAGCUUGUCAUACUUAUAGAAUUCAGUUGGCAGUCGAUUCGCAAUGACAAAAUAGCGCAAACGCAAAUCGCUUUGAAAAUGGUGACGAAAGCGAUGCAAAAUCACUUUUUUAUAUGAAAUUUUAAUUAGAUUUUUUUAUUUUUAGUUCAAAAUUAAAAUAAAAGAACUAAGAUUAAAAAAAAUUUAUUUAAUUUAUUUCUUCUAAUUUACUAAAUUUUAUUCGGUAAAUUUGUUCCCAUCAUAGUUUAUACACAUUUUUUUAUUAUCGAAUAAAAAGUUUAUCCUACUCAUAAAUUUCAUACUCGCAAUUUCAAAAUGAUUCUGUUGAUUCCAUAAAGCAUUUUUAAUCCGACAUAUAGCUACUGACAUCCAUAAUAGUGAAAAAGAAAGUCUGAGGUUUAUCCUCUUUUGGGUUCAACGGAUGAAAGAAACUCAAGUAGGUUUGAAACAAGUGUAGAGUGACAGAAAUUUCAUCUUUGGGGCGAACUGUCAAGUUAACAACCCAAAAGCCUCUGCUGACUUUCCCGCCUCUCAUGCACUGCUCUGAAAAACGCAGGCUUCCCUUUGCCUUACAUCCGCAGCCGUGGAGAGUGAUGAUUCAGGGACGUCUCAGAAGGCCUGACACCAUUAAUGCUGCUCCCUAUACCGUCAGACAGGGGUAGACCCGUCAGAACCAAUGCUUUGUCUUGCACUUACAAACUCCCUAGAUUGUAACACAAGACACUUUUGAAUGUAGAGUAUUCUGGAGAUGAAACGGCACGGACUAAACAUCCACAAACAGACUGAUUGAGAGUUGUUUAGUUCAACACACACACACAACACGCUCAACUUGACUUAAGUAUAUGAAAACGUUUGCCUAGAAAGCUGUAUAUAGUGUAUAUAGAGAUUGCAACUGAUGUUUUUAAGUUAAAGAUUAUAACGUAUGUCUUUUUUUUUUUUGUAAAUUAAUAAAUAUAUAUGUAUGGUAUGUGUUUGAAUGACGUUUCCCCCCAAACAACUAAAGCACUAAUGAAGGUACUUGCCAAGGGCUGAACUUUUUAGCCUGGCAUAUUUUUUCUUUUUCUAAAUCUUCAGUAUGUUAAAAAAAAUAGAUGUACACUGUACGAGAAAUGCCACUUCAAGGAUAUUUGAUAAUGAUGUAUAAAAUAAGAGCGAAUUCAUUGAAUACUUGAUAUUUCAGACAAAUAGGUACAAAUUCUCCAACGGCAUAUGCAAUAUUUACAUGUUUUUAUAAAGAUUAGUUUACAGAAAGGAACCAAAUGUAUAAAUACUGUUAAUAUAUUUAAAAACCUUUUUGCUGUACACAGUUUUCUGCCAAUUUUAAAUGGAAAAGUGUUUUUAUUUCCUCUGUUUUUUGCUAUUGAAUCCUAACAGUAAUUUCAGCAGCGUUCCGAUGCGAACGCUGUUUCUCAGUAAGGAAAGCUUGAAUAUUUCAAUGCCUGAGCGAGUUUUUUUUUUUUUGUUGUUGCUUUUUUUUUUCUGUGUCUUCCAUUGUAAAUACUUCAUAUUCUUUGCAUUGUGAUGCUACUUAGAAAUGAUAAUUUAAACUUAGUGUAUUUAGCAUUGCUUUAGAAACUGUACUGAUUCUGAAUAGCCACAUGCAAUAAAAAUGUAACAUUAUUUAAGAAG